AGGGUUCAUGGUAAACUGUUACACUAAGAAAACUAAGAAAUUCUUAAAAUACUUCUGAUAAAUUUAAGUCUUUCAAACUAGGCUGACCCAAAGAAGUAUGCACGGUUACAGAAAGGAGUGGUUUGCUUUGCACAGGCAAUCUGUGAGGACUGAUGGUUGACUACUAAAAAAUGAGGCUAUGCAGAGCUGGUCUCAUACACCUAUUUCAAUAUCUGACGCUUUCCCACAAUAUUGCUUAAUUAGAGAUGGGUUAUUUGUGGCCCUAGCAAAGUGCAAAACCACAGUCAGGGUGGGUGCAAUAGGCUGAUCAGUACUGUGGUCAGCAGAAUGAGAUUUAGCAUUUCUAGAUGUGGAAAAUGUUCCUGUAGCUGUUUCCUUCUUGAUCUGUCCAUACUUUUAAUCCCUUUUCUUAUCAAACAGAUAAGCAGGCUGGGACAGUAUUAACAUAAAAAUAGUAGACAGUUUUUGAGAGAAGAUCCCUACUGGUUGUUUAGAAAGAAGUCAAUUAGGGCAAGAAAAAUUCCAGAGAUUUGGGUAGAAGUAUGACUUGAUAGAAAGAAAGACAUGCUAAAUAUGCAGAUCAAAUAGCUUGAAAUAGUUCCUUUUUGUCUGGUAUGAACUGCUUAGUGAAGCCAUUUUUAGAUUUUUUUUAUUUUUUUUUUGCAGCAAAUGACCAAGAUGCCUAGUGAUUCUUUCUCAAUGUUAAGCAGAUCAACUGCUCCAGCAGUCACAGCUGCUGCAAACAAACAUACAAUGAGAGCAGCAGGAGGGUGCUCUCUCUUUUGAUAACAAGUUAGUGAUGUCUUGUGGAUUCAUUUUAGUGUUUUUCAGCCAACCAACAUCACAUUUGUGGAAGGAAAUUGCUCACAAUUGCUUCAUAAAGAAAGCAUGUGGUUUAAUGGCAUAAAUAAGAAAGCAGGCAAAAUUAUUUAUGAGUAUGCUCUUCUACUUAUUUUUCCCCCCUUCAAAUUCAGCUUCAUGAUUGUCCCUCAGUGAGGAAAUACAGAACUGGAUGAUGAUCCAUCCUUCUCUGGGUAUCACAAUCGGCCCAUGUUCUUCAGAGGCGGAAUUUUUAGACUGGGAUGCAAUACUACAGUGAAUGCAGAUGCUUGCUUGAGGAAUGAAAUUCAACCAGUGUCUGAACUUGUGCCUAAGAUCAAUUUCCAUUGGGCCAAGUCAAAGAAAUGAUGGUCAGUGUUUUCUCAAAGCCAUGCACAGCAGCUUAUAGUAUUCACAUGCCAGUCAGGAAGGCCCUUGUAUAUGGAGGUAAGUAGGGUGAGAGAAAUCGAGAAAAAUAAGAAACACAGUCUCUGGGUCCAGUACAGGAGGACAAGGAAAGUUUUACAGUUGUGUACAUCAGAGGUUUUGUAGGAAAGGCUGACAGGAGGAUUAGUGAUGCUUUAGCAGAGAAAACACGCUUUUUAGUUGGUCAGAGCUCCAGAGUUAAAGACUUUGGCACAGUCCCCAAAGAAAAGAGAAAAAGAAAUUGCUGUGAACAUUGUCAUUGCCUCCGCUCACAGUGAGUCUACAGUAACCAAGGGAAUGAUAAUUAAAAGAUUAUACUGGGCCGGGGGGAGGAAGGGGGAAGGGACUUGAAAGUGUGUUUUCUGAUUAUUUCCUGAACCAGGUAAGAUCGUUAAUGAUUUAACUUUUUACUUCCUUGAUCCAGGAUGGAGUGCUGUUACUUCUCUUUGCAUCUAAGGUUAUCCUGAGUGUUUAUUACCCAUUUUAGUAAGCAAAAAUGUGAUUUUUGUUAUCUUAAUAUUGUGUCUAUGUGCUUCCGAAACAGAAUAUGGCAGAAAUAGACUGCAUUAAUUGCAGACUUCAGGCUCUGGGGAUUUUGGUGAACUUCCCAAUAGACCUAAUAAUAACCUUUUUCACAGCUCAUUAAACUCUGAAGAAAAAGUCUCUGUUCAUAUCUCAUGCAAAGCAUGGACUGUAUUUUGUAAUUACACUGAAUCUAAUGUAAUCAUGUGAAAUUUAAAUAAAAGGUAAGAAACAAUCUUCAGAAAUCAGUGAUGGAACACUGGAUUAAGAGCCUUCAUCAUUGCCCAAACUGACUUUAUUGAUGUGAAUUGCAGGUAAGUUUUCAAGUCCUGUUAAGGUGAAGAACAUGAUCCACCCUCCAUGAUAAGAGACUUAGAGCCCUUCUCAAGGAUUUCAUGGAGUGGCUAAAUCAACCUCCAGAACCAUAGCAUUCUCUACUCAGCUUCACAGUUUUUGAAGCAGUUUCUAUAGAAGUGCAUUUCUUAAAUGAUAUCUCUAGCAUAUUUCCAUGAGAAAUAAUACCACAAUUUGCUGUAUGUUCCUUCACAUUGUGGUUAGGAACUGUGCUGUGAGAUCAAAAUUUUGUGUAUGAUAUUUUAAUAUAUUCUGGUGAAAAACAACACUGAAUUGCAGAAGGCAGCUACACCAUAUUAAAAUGGUCCUCGUGAUUUCUUAGGCCGAGUUUUAGCUUCUCUUCCCUUUUGUUCAAGGUUUUUAAAAAAAAUUCAGAACUUCAGUUACUUUUACGCUUCAGUAUUCUUUUUUUUUGUUUGUUUCAACCCAGAAAUCUACAGAUUGUUUUUUGAAAACCAGUAUUAAAUCUCUUGCAUUGUCUGACCUUGAUUAGAAAUUCUGAAUCCUGCUGACAUCAACCAGCACUCUGUUACAUAAAUUGGAGUUUCUUACUCAGACCAUGCUUUUACUAAAUGGGAACACAUUUGCAAUUCUGUAGUUCACUGUUAUUUCUUAAGCAAAAAAAUCUUUAUGCACAUGGUAAUCGUAAGGUCAUCUUUCUUUACAUUCUGCUGUGACAAGCAUCAAUUGCAGGCCCAGAGAAAACAAACACUGUUCUAUAUGUUUUCCCUAUCCACAUGCCAGCUUUUCCUUAGGCUCCAGACAAUGACAUCUUCAAUUGGCUAAAAAUAAUGAAAUUACAUCAAGGAGCAUAGGGCACGCAGCCCAGCAGACAGCCACAUGAGGUGCAUGCAGGACACUGGGUUUUAUGUCCAGUCAACUGCCUAUUGCUAUUUUACUACUUUUUUUUGCUUUAAUCUGCGAGGCUGCUGCAGCUGUGGCUGAGCAUUGCAUGAGUGAGUCAGUAUGCAGUUGACAUCACUUCUGCUUGAGACAACGUGCAUCCAGGCACAAAGUCUGGUUAUUGGUUGUCUGAUUGCUUUGUCCCUCCUUCAGUUCCUUGUUGAUGUUUGUAACAUGCACACAUGGGAAUUCUGAGAAGGGUGGCUGUUGAGGGGAUUUUGUUAUUACUGCAUUUCUGAAUUGGCCUAAAUUACAACUCGCAGGCAGGAAGGGAUGGGUUUACUGGCACAGCACUGUUAAUUUAACGUUCUCCUUAACUUUCAUUUUCACCCUCAAAUGUUCACAUCGUGAAACUUUCCACUCUGCUCUGUCAUUAUCUCUCAUUCAAUCUUACACUGCCUAGAUCACGAGAUGAAAAAUGAAACAUUACAUUUCUUACCCUAAACUGCUGAUUUUAAUAUACCUUAAACCUGUAGAAACUAAAAAGGAGUCUAGACAUAGACUUGGGAUCCUACUUGUAUUUGCAUCUUUUCAAGUGCCUAGACCUGAGCCUUUGAAUUUGCUUUUGAUAGAAAGUUGCUAUCCCUGCUUUACAAAGAACACUUCAAAAUAAUGAACAAGCCAGUGAGCAAGAUGCUCCAGUUAAUUGUAAAUACAUUAAAAUUCUUCAAGCUACAGUAAUCAAUCAAACUAAAGCAACAAUUUUGCUGUCUUGCAGAGUCUGAGGGAAUAUGCAAACAAAUUUUCUUAGGGAAAUCAAAACCCAAACCAGUGUAAAAGAUUAUGAUUAACAGUAGUCAGUGUGAGGAGAUAUUUGGGAACACCUUUUUUAACAGUAGUUAUUAAUUAUAUCUACCUCUGUCAGAAACUACCAGAAGCCUCCAAUAAAAUCAGUGAAUCUAUUGAGGUUCCAGAGCAAAAAGGCAGGAAGAACUGGUGAGAAGCUCUAUUGUUUCCUUGUGUAAAUCUUCAUUUAAAGACAUACCAGUGCCUGGGAGUUGGCUUCCAUGGACCAGUUGGUUUUUUUCUGUUUAAGGGUGGAAUGUCAUAAGUGUCCUUAAUUAUUUUCACAUGUUUUUCGACCUUCUAAAUUGAAUGUAGCAAACUGAUAAAGUUGAAGUCUUGUAUUUUUGUAGAAGUUACCAACUUCCUUUUCCAUGUCUCAGGCAUUUAAAGUAGAAGGUGACAAAGUGGAAAUUUCUAGUCUAUAUUAUUGUGGAAUUCUAGAAACACUGUUUCUAUCUCCAUCCUUCAGUGCAGAACAUUUUCACCAUACUCUACUCAGAAGAGCUUUAAUGACAAUGACUCUGAAACAUACCCACAUGAAAUUAGCAAGGACUGAAAAAUAAGACCAACAGAAGUAGGUCACCUAUAACUGUUAAAAAGCUCUUAUCCUGCACCGUAUAAAUAAGGAGGCUGAAUAAUAAAAGCUUAGCAAUUCACUUACUCCUACUACGAUACAUUGUUUUUUACAGUAUUAGACAUUAAGAUUCCUCAUGUUCUGUAGAAAAGAGAGGUCAGAUUUAAUAAGAAAGGGGAGGAUGUAAACAGAAUUUUUAAACCCUGACAAAACAGCGAAUUCAAAGAAGAGUACAACCUUGUCUUUGAACUCUAUCAGUCCUAUCAGUCCAGGUACCUUUCAUUUGACCUUUGAGACAGACAGAGUUGUAUUCAAACUCAAGCAAUUACAACUGGUAUAUGGUUUGGGAAGUGCCGUCGUGGAUUAGAAGCAAGGUAGAAAUUCAUGACAUGGCAUUGGGUCACACAUUAUUUCUGCCUGCUGAUUAGAUGUCUGGAAUAUUGUAAAUAAAGGGAUGUCAAGUGAUAAUUCUGCUGAGAGGGAAGGGUAUUGUGGGGGAAAAAAAAUCCUGAACACUCAGCGAAUGCAAAGAAGCAUGGACUUGAUACAGUCAAGCAGAUGAAUGCUCAAACUACAGAAAACUUGGGCCUAUUUUUCAGGAAAUUAAUCUUUAGCAACCCUGGAUGGUAUCUAUAUAGGUGUGUGCAUGCACGAACACAUGCACACAUAACUCUGUUUACCUCUAGGAUUGCUUACACAAGUGCUUAAUGUUCAUUUUUAAAUAGAAAAACUAGACACAGAAAGAAGAAAAUGCCUUGCCCAAGCUUGUCCAGUAAAAAAAAAAUGUGACAGAUGAAAAGAGAAUGUGUGUUUCCUUGUUUCUCUUGUGGGUUUGUGCACUAUUUCUGUAAUCUUUGAUCGACACCUCUUUCUCUAGUUAUCAUUGUAAUGAUUUUCACCUUGUAUUAGUCAGCAAAUUUAAAAACUGUCUUUAAUUUGAAAGCAGUUCUAAAAAGUUUCCUUAAAUUAGUCAUACGUAAUAUCAAUGAAUGAAUAACUGGGGCCAAAAUCCUUGGGAGCAUACUGACACACCACAGCGUUUCUGAGUCUGCAGUUGCCUGGCAGCUCUCUGUACUGCAUGCAGCCGUUGGCUCUGGGAUUGCUUGUGGCUUUCAGACCAUAGGUAGAAACCUGGUUUUGUAAUAUGUGAAUGUCCACGUGUUGACUAAAAUUGAAAAUCAGCUUAAGAAUCCUAUCUUCAUCGUUGUCUAGGUGUCCUGGCAUUCACACACACAACAUGGUGUGAAUAGCUCAUACCUCAGGGAGCUGCAGUUUCCUUUCAGAUUUUGAAUUAUGUCAGAAAAGCACAAAGGGACAAACCUUACAGUCAGCAACAGACAAUGAAUAGGGAGCUCUGGAGAGGAAGAAAGACUAUAAAUACUCUGGUGAGAAAGAUCCUUUAAAACUUGAUCAAAAAUAAAGAAGUAAUAUAUUUGUUAAACUUAAAAUACUUGUCCUUAGUUGUAAUUACCUGUUUAUAUGCUUUACUGGUCCAUAUCCUAAAGCUCUAUGGUUCUGUAAAAUGUCUUGAAGUUGCUCACUCUCUUUCUACAGCUGCUAGUUUAAUGUAUAGGAGAAUGGCCAUGCAAUGAUAAAAUCUCUUAGAGGUCUUUCAGGAUUUUUAAUUUUUUUAUUGUAACACUGCCUGUGAGGUUGCAAAAACUGUUCAGUGUGAUACACCAUCCUCAGCUUCUACGUGUGCUCGGUGAUGAGGUUACAGCACACUGUGCAGGAAAGAGGAGAUGCUUGCAUGGUGACUGGCCACCUCUCUGCCUCCUGUCACACACAUUAUGUAAUGCUGUGGCAGCACGUCAGCUACCCACCCUCCAGUUCUGAAAGAAAAUAGAGACAUUUUGGGAUUCCCCUUUUGUCUGCUAUCCAUAUGUAGCCUAAGUCUGCUGUUUUGCCCACAUGAUCCUGGGGUAUAAAAUGCUUUUGCCUUACAGGAGGGUUACAGAGCAGGAGAGAUUAAUGGAAAGAAAUUUUGACAGAUAAGACCGUCUCCUGGCAGGUUUGGAAAAACUUCUCUCAAAAGCACGGUAAGUUGGCACUGUGUACGUGUUCUGUUUCCAUUCAUUUACUGCAGCUUGCAAGUAACUAUAUGGCAAACUGUUUUGUUUUUUUCCCCAUAUUAGCAGUGAAGUGUUGUAAUCAGUCUCCUGCUGUUUCCGAACUGUCCUGCUGCUGUGAAAACUAUUCCUCUUUCUGCUGAUUUAAAGAACUGUUCCCACAUCACAUAAAACAAGAUUUCAGCACUGUGAACUGAAAUUAUAAACAAAGCAUACAAAAUGUUGUGCCCAUGGCAGUUUGUGUUCAAAGCUCGUGCUGCUAAGAAUGAGUCCUCUGAAGAGAAGGAUAUCAAUAAUAAUGUGGAGAAAGAUAGGAAGAUCCAUGGCUUAGGAAAUGAUGAUGCCAAAUUACAUGAUCUGAGCAAGAAGCAGAUAGAGAUGCCGCCUAUUGCAGCUUCAGCAAAGGCCAGUGGUGGGAAAGAGAAUCCCCCCCCAAAUGGUGUCAAAGCUUCAAACCAAAUAUUAAGAUGUCCAAGACACAUAAAAGUAAGAAACUUGGGAAAUGGAUCCAGCUUUCUCGACACACUACACCUGACAGCAAAGGAGGUUAUCAACUGCCGGACCAAAGCCUGCCAAGGGGCACUCAUGACGCCAAAGGGCAUGGUGAGAGGUACAAGAGAUGGGCCAGUUCCACCGGCAGAGCUUUUAUCUCAGGCAGUAGACUUUAUCAAGCAGUACUACAGUUCAUUUAAAGAGCCAAAAAAAGAAGAACACCUGGUCCGACUGGAAGCAGUGACCAAGGAGAUAGAAACAACAGGAACCUACCAUCUGACAAAGGAUGAACUGAUCUUUGCUGCCAAACAGGCCUGGAGGAAUGCACCUAGGUGUAUUGGGAGAAUCCAGUGGUCCAAUCUACAGGUAUUUGAUGCACGUGAUUGUAAAACAGCAAAAGAAAUGUUUGAGCAUAUCUGUCGUCAUAUUCAGUAUGCCACAAAUAAUGGAAAUAUAAGAUCAGCCAUUACUGUCUUCCCCCAGAGGACUGAUGGGAAACAUGAUUUUCGUAUUUGGAACAGCCAGCUCAUCCGAUAUGCUGGAUAUCAAAUGCCAGAUGGGUCUAUCAUAGGAGACCCUGCCAGUGUGGAGUUCACACAGUUGUGCGUUGAGCUUGGGUGGAAGCCGAAAUAUGGCUGCUUUGAUGUAGUUCCACUCAUUCUCCAAGCAAACGGCCAAGACCCAGAAAUAUUUGAAAUCCCGCCAGAAAUUGUGCUCGAAGUGCCAAUGGAGCAUCCAAAGUUUGAAUGGUUUAAGGAGUUAGAUCUGAAGUGGUAUGCACUGCCUGCUGUUGCCAACAUGCUUCUUGAGGUGGGAGGCCUGGAGUUUACUGGGUGUCCUUUCAAUGGCUGGUACAUGGGGACAGAGAUAGGAGUGCGAGACUUCUGUGAUGUACAGCGAUAUAAUAUCCUAAAGGAGGUAGGGAGAAGAAUGGGACUGGAAACAAACAAACUUUCAUCGUUAUGGAAAGACCGAGCUGUUGUAGAGAUAAAUGUGGCUGUGCUUUAUAGCUUCCAAAAACAAAAUGUGACUAUCAUGGACCACCACUCAGCUGCUGAGUCCUUCAUGAAAUACAUGCAGAAUGAGUACCGUGUACGAGGAGGCUGCCCGGCUGACUGGGUGUGGAUUGUGCCUCCCAUGUCAGGGAGCAUAACUCCUGUGUUCCACCAGGAGAUGUUGAACUAUGUCCUCACUCCCUUCUAUUACUACCAGGUGGAUGCAUGGAAAACGCAUGUCUGGCAUGAUGAGACCCGGAGACCAAAGAAAAAAGAAAUAAAAUUUAGCAUCUUGGCAAAGGCUGUACUUUUUGCAUCUUCACUCAUGCGACAAACAAUGGCAACCAGGUCCAAGGUCACUGUAAUCUAUGCAACAGAGACUGGGAAAUCUGAAACACUAGCAAACAAUCUUUGCAGCUUGUUCAACUGUGCCUUCAACACUAAGAUUCUGUGCAUGGAUGAGUACAACAUUUGUGACCUGGAAAAAGAAACGCUUCUUUUAGUGGUUACUAGCACUUUUGGAAAUGGAGAUUCUCCAAAUAAUGGAAAGACCUUCAAGAACUCCUUGCUCACCCUGAAAUUUCUGAGAGGAAAAAUUAGAUAUGCUGUGUUUGGUUUGGGGUCCAGCAUGUAUCCAGAGUUCUGUGCUUUUGCUCAUGCCAUUGACCAAAAACUGGCCCAACUAGGGGCUUCUCAGCUCACUCCAAUAGGCGAAGGAGAUGAACUCAACGGGCAAGAAGCAGCCUUUCGUGCAUGGGCAGUCAGCGCGUUCAAGACUGCCUGUGACAUUUUUAACAUCUGUGGGAAAAACAGUAUUCAGUUGCCUGAGAUAUAUACCUCUGAUGAAAGCUGGGAUCCUAAGAAUUACAGGAUAGUCCAUGACUCUCAGACCAUGGACUUGGCUAAAGCACUUGCAAACAUUCAUGCCAAGGUUAUAAUUCCCAUGAAGCUGAAAUUCAGACAGAAUCUUCAAAGUUUAAAGUCCAGUCGUGUUACCAUUCUAGUUAAGCUUUCCUGUGAGACUAAUCAGGACAUGCACUACCUGCCUGGAGAUCAUAUCGGGAUUUUCCCAGGCAACCAGCCAGAAUUAGUCCAUGGCCUCAUUGCCCAUGUCAAGGAUGCCCCUCCAGCUGAUCAGACUAUCAGACUUGAAACCUGCACUGGUGGUGGCUACUGGACGAGUGACAAAAAGAUUCCCGCCUGCACACUCCUGGAGGCUUUGACAUACUUGCUCGAUAUCACUACUCCACCCUCCCAACAACUGCUAAAAAAACUUGCCCAGCUGGUAACAGCGGAAGAAGACAAACAGAGACUGGAAGUUUUAUGUCAGAGCACAGAAGAAUACAAUAAAUGGAAGUUUUACAACAGCCCGAACAUCCUGGAGGUCCUGGAGGAGUUUCCUUCUGCUGAGGUCUCAACAGCUUUCUUACUGACUCAGCUGCCAUUUCUGAAACCCAGGUACUAUUCCGUCAGUUCCUCCUGUGACAUGACAGCCAGAGAGAUUCAUCUGACAGUUGCAGUCGUAAACUACAGGACGAGAGAUGGACAAGGGCCUUUGCACCAUGGAGUCUGCAGCACGUGGCUGAAUACAAUAGCUCUCAAUGAAAUAGUGCCAUGCUUUAUACGCAGUGCUAAUGAAUUCCGGCUCCCAGAGGAGCCAACCAAGCCAUGCAUUCUGAUCGGUCCUGGAACAGGAAUUGCUCCCUUCAGAAGUUUCUGGCUGCAGCGUCUCCAUGACUUGGAAAAGAAAGGGAUCAAAGGUGGUGACAUGACAUUAUUGUUUGGCUGCCGGCAGCCAGACAUGGAUCACAUCUACAAAGAAGAAACUGAUGAGAUGAAGAGGAAGGGAGUCCUGAAAGAAGUCUAUACAGCUUACUCCAGACAACCUGGCCAACCUAAGGUCUAUGUUCAAGACAUCCUUCAAAGCAAGUUGGAGACCAAAGUGUGCAACCUCUUGCAUAAGGAGGAAGGGCAUCUGUAUGUCUGUGGGGAUGUACACAUGGCCAGGGAUGUUGCUCAGACUUUGAAAGGGCUGCUAGCAAAAUACCUGAAUCUUAAUGAGCAACAGGCAGAGGAGUACUUCUUCCAGCUAAAGAGCCAAAAGCGUUACCAUGAAGAUAUAUUUGGGGCUGCAUUCCCACAUGAUGUCAAAAGAGGUGUAAGAGCUUUGCAACCCACCAGUCCAAGAACAAAUCAACUUAUGUUUUAGACAAUACUUGCACAUUUGUUGUUAUUUUCAAAAAACAAGGGGUCAGAUCCUCUUUCUUAUACAUCUUAAGUCAUACAGAUGUAUAUGAUUGUAGGAUCUGACUUUUAAACCUCAGCCUUAAUUAUGAAAAAUACUAAAUUUAACUUUUGUUGCUAUUUAUUCUAAAACUUCUUUUAAUAGAUUAUCUUAAUAGUGGUGAUGCAAAUUAUUUUUUUAAUACUAUCUAUGCUGAUAUGAAUCUGCUAUUUUUUCUAAAUACAAGGAAAAUUUAGUUAUUUACUAUAAGUUGCAUAAGUUAUUUACUCUGUGUAAGUACGUUACAUAAAGUUACAUAAAUAAGUUAUUUACUCUAAGCUAGAACUGAAAUCUUUUUUUGAAAUGUACUGUUUGUCUUGGUGAAUUUAUAAAAAAAUCAGAUUGUUUUACUGUGCCUAUUAUUUCACUUUAAAGCAAUUAAAUGGAUGGUUGUGUCACUUGGAAUUAUAAAGUCACACACGUUGAAUCUGAAGCAAUGUUUGCAGAAGAGAUAAUAAUAUAAUGGUUCAUAAGUGGAAAUACCUGCUGCACACACUUCCAAUGUGUGUAAGUGAGGAGGCGGUAGUUCUGAAUUCUGCUUUCUGUGGUUCAGGUACUUGAACCUGAAUUGUUGUUGUUACAGACCCUGUGGCAGUAAGGUUCAGAAAAUUCUAAAGCACUUUGUACGUUUGAAUUCUAGGCUGUGAUUGCCUGAUUUGUUUUUAAUAAAAGACACCUUUAUAUUGAGACAAACAAGUUGGUGUGGAUUA
Messenger RNA from Falco peregrinus (peregrine falcon), 10934 nucleotides. RefSeq names its product nitric oxide synthase 2 (gene NOS2). Gene Ontology annotation, biological process: nitric oxide biosynthetic process. Bases 6673 to 10149 code for a protein of 1158 amino acids. The transcript is spliced from 27 exons. The record is from RefSeq and is a predicted model, not a curated record. NCBI's taxonomy places the organism in Eukaryota, Metazoa, Chordata, Aves, Falconiformes, Falconidae. Gene Ontology annotation, molecular function: flavin adenine dinucleotide binding; FMN binding; calmodulin binding.